This is a messenger RNA of Topomyia yanbarensis, 1717 nucleotides long. Its product is annotated as D-beta-hydroxybutyrate dehydrogenase, mitochondrial-like. The record is from RefSeq and is a predicted model, not a curated record. Bases 137 to 1426 code for a protein of 429 amino acids. The transcript has 5 exons. Gene Ontology annotation, molecular function: oxidoreductase activity. NCBI's taxonomy places the organism in Eukaryota, Metazoa, Arthropoda, Insecta, Diptera, Culicidae.
UUGUCAUCCCAAAGUCAAAAAUUUCCAUUCGUGUCGUAGGCUAAUUUGCGUGAGUCCACGGUUGAUCUAUUUUGAAUCCAAAACGAUCGUAUACGGAGCAACUUAAUUCAGUUGCUUCCCAUCACCCACCGCGUGAAUGAUCUCUCCAGGCAGCACCACGCCAGCAGUUUCGUCAUCACUGUCAGUUGAAUCCGCCGCUUCGUUGGGAACGACGCUUUCCCGUGUGACCUUUUGUAGUAGCAACGUUAGUUCGGAAUCUCUUCAAAGCGUAGUGGAGUCCUGUAGUUCAUUGCUUACUUUAGCCACUGAAACGCUGUUCCUGGUAGGAACCGGUGCUCUCGGAAUGCUAAGUGUCCUGCAGCGGGGCGAGACGUCCGAACUGAUCAAGUAUGCUGCUCUGAUGACCGGUGGAACGAUGUUGCUGCUGCUGCUCACCAGCGGCGGCGGAAGGGAGCGGAGAACAAGACGCUCCACCGAGCGGCUAGUCGUGAUCGUGACCGGAUGCGAUUCUGGAUUAGGCUUCAACAUCGCCAAACUGUGUCUCAGUUUGGGCUUUACCGUCUUUGCCGGAUGUUUGAACAAAGACUCGGAAGGAUCCCGUUUGCUGCAGGAACAAGACGGCACCACUGGCCGCUUGUUCAUCGAACAGCUGAACAUCACGCUCGAAGAACACGUGCUGGUAGCAAACAAAUCCGUCAAGACGUUCCUGGAGCAAAAUCCCGACUAUGAAUUAUACGCCCUCAUCAACAACGCCGGUGUGAUGUGCUUCGGUGAGUUCGAAUGGCAGUUGAACGCGCACUUCGAGCAGCAGGUCGAUGUAAAUGUGAUCGGAACGAUGCGGGUGACGAAAUCCUUCCUACCGAUGCUGCGCCGGUACCGGGCUCGGCUGAUCAACGUUACCAGUCAUUGUGCGCUGCAAGCCCUGCCCGGCCUAUCGGUUUACUCGGCAACGAAGGCAGCGUUGCACUUUUGGACCGACGGUUUACGCAUGGAAAUGUCCAACUACGGCGUACCGGUGGUUAACUUUAUUCCCGGUUCGCUGGUGAUGCAGAGUAAUAUUUGUGCCAAUCAGAUGCGCUAUGCGGCGGAAAUGAAAUCUGCGUUCAGUGCUGAACAGUUGGAAUUCUAUGGGAGCUAUUUUGACGAGUACAACGGCUAUCUGAAGUUUAUUUCGGGAGCGAAACCGGUUCAAUGUCUACCGAAGGACCACCCGGUACUGAAACGAUUCGAGGACGCACUGCUAGACGAGUCGCCGAGCCGGAUUUACAAGUGUGAACCGUGGCGCUACCGGUUGUACCAUCUGCUGUUUCGCAUAACACCGACCGUGAUCCGAGAUUGGCUGGUACGGAGAUUCGUGUCGAUGCCGCUGUAUCGCUCGCCGGAGAAGCUAAAAGGCAACAUGGCUGCACAAAACAUGCCGAACUAGCUCAUUCAGGAAGUUUUGAAUUAAUGAAGAAACUAUGCUACAGAAACUUCCACUGGAUGUUCAACUUCCCUAUUCCCAAACGGACGAAGUGAUGAAGAGGCUUAGAUUGUAACCAAAUUUUUCUUUGAAUAUAAGUGUAUUUUUCAAAAUUUCAAAUGAAUUAGCCAGAAAAAUGUUAGCUGUAUAGAUUUAUAGAGUCGAUUUGUCCUCAGGUUUGUUAAAAGCAAGUCUAUAUUUUUGUCCAAUUUUUUUUUCAUUUGCAUUUACACGCACGAAAAUUUAGCAUAUUUA